Molecule: messenger RNA, 2835 nt
Organism: Rhinichthys klamathensis goyatoka
Lineage: Eukaryota; Metazoa; Chordata; Actinopteri; Cypriniformes; Leuciscidae
Gene: simc1
Product: SUMO interacting motifs containing 1
Exons: 10
Coding region: 192-2795 (867 amino acids)
Source: RefSeq, a predicted model, not a curated record
CCAAAACAUUUAGGUGACACUAGUAUUGACAUUUACCUGCGUGACUUCUUUGUUUUUGUGGAGGUUUGUUUGACAACAGUAACUAUCAACUCUUAGAGCACUAUUCAUGCUCUCUCCUGGAUCCACUAUUUUUGUUGUUCAAGACAUCUGUCGGUAUAAACAUGACUGAUGGGACAGGGUGAGGCACAAUUAUGGAGGAUAUUAUUUGUGUCAGCUCGGGCAGCGACGACGACUCUGAUUUAGAGGUUAUAAGUAGUUACAACGAAGACAAAGAAGAUGGAGUUCCGUUCAUCCGAACAGAAUGGCUCCCAGUCACACCUGUCCUCAUUGAUAUCACAGACCACAAGUUAACCCCUUCAAGGCAAAGAUGCUCAAGAAGAGAUACUUGCUCCUCCUUAGAAGUUAUAGAUUUAAGUGAAGACGAUCCUCCUGAUGAUGGCGACGUCCAGCUUCAGAAUCCGUCACCCACUCUACCGUCAGCAGAAAGCAAAGACAAGAAAGUGCAUGUAACACUGGCAUCUUUUGGAAAACCUCUAGAAUCACAAUCUCGAACAAGUGUUGGAAAAGAUGUAGCUAAUUCAGGGUGUUUUGUAGGGAACAGUGUGCAGUCUGUCGUCUCUAAGUCACUCGCUCAGGAGAACGCUCUCACAGACGUGCUCCAAAGAACAGAAAAUCAUUUGCAUGAGGACACAAAUUGUAAUUCAAGCUUGUCGUCUGAGCAGUUGAGCUGGGACAAGUGUUUGGAACGUUGCAGCUCCAAUGAUACAAGUAAAAAUUAUUUCAAAAAUGUAUCUGAAGUAUUAAAGAACUCUAUUGCAGAUAUAUCGCAGAACACUAAAGACACACAGCUUAAUACACCAGCUGUCUGCAGCAUAGACACAGACCGAGAAAACAAAGAAAAUGUUGACUCAUCACAGAAAUGGGAAGGCAGUGUUCGCUCUUCUUACAGUCUUGACAGUCCAUAUUACUGUCCGAGUGAGGUAGAUGCUUAUAUAUUUUCUGACUCAUCCAAUAAAUCUGAAGAUAAGGAUCAGCCAUUUACAACAUACAACUUUCAACUGUCACCUCAAACCUUUGAGCUUCCUUCUGAUACUUAUACUCCAUCAAUGUCCAAUGCACUUUCUUUGAAUGAUAACAAUGAAACGAUGAAUAUCUGCGAAAAUGAGGGCCUACAUACUCCGGUUCGGCCAGCACAUUCUUCCCCCUCCAUACCUACCUCAUCUAGGGCCUCGCCCCACUGGAGCCUUGAACUUAGAUCUAUCCAUAGUAAACCCUGCAGUCCCACUUCCACAGAGAUUCUUGCCAGCGACACAGCGGCACAUUCCCCUGAUCUGUCUACGCUGAGCUCACCAAGUAGCACCUUCAGCCUCCUCUUCUCGCAGCCCUCCCCGCCAAUCUUUUCAGAGAGAGCAGAGCUAAGGAGAAAUGAUUUAGAUGCACUAUCCACACAAAGCCCUUCCAUCAGGCUUUGGGAGACAAGCAGCGAUGACAAUGAAAAUGUGCCGGAUAAUGUGGGUUCAGAUCUCUCUGAAAACAACUCCCAAGAUGGACAACAUAUUUGUCUGGCUCAGUACAGAAAAUUAAGUCAGUGCAUGGGUGGAAUGGUUCCACAGAUGCAUGAUGAUGAGGAGGAAGGUGAACACUAUGGUCCCGCUGAGCCCCUGUGCCGACAGAGCCUUAGUUUGGUUAACAGCACCAUUGAGGAGAAUUACCCAGAGGGCACUCUUCAGCUGCUCUCUGACUUCAUUCAGCCUCGGUUUUACCCACCGGUGGACAUUACGAAACAUCUGCUCAGGGAGAUUUUCUUGGACCCACAGAGCACUGAUGUCCUAGUCGUAGAGGCCUAUAAUCUAUUGAUGAAGACUCAGAGAUACCACCCUGUGGAUGCUUCUACAGUCCCAUGGGAUUGGGAACUGAUGAAGACGGCUAUGAAGGAUCAGGAGGACACUAGGAGGUUGCGGAUGAUGGUCCGGUACAUGCUCCUGCAAUAUGUGUUGCAGGUUUUAGAAGAUGACUUUCAUUUUAAACUCAGGACUCAAUGUCUUCAACACUCUGUUGCAAAGAAGAUGCUUUCAUGUGGCCCUGAAACGUUUGGGCAAGUCAGGGAUCUAAUAAAUUGGAUGAUUAAUGCUGCUAAGGAGUCGGUGAACAACUCAAAAGAUGUGGAAUAUCCAAAGAAAGAGGACAACUGUCUUAAGAUUGUAUUAUCUCUUCAGAGGAUGUUAUCAUUGGCCCUAGAGGUGGACAAGGACCCCACCUACAAUUCAGACAAACUUUCAGAAGAGCUCUUCAGUUGUCUUAACAGAAUGUGUUCUUGCAGGAAGAUAAGACUCUUAUUGUUGAGUACUCUGGAGAGCAAGCUGCUGAGAUGCAAGUUGUUGAAGCUGCUGCUGGAUGAGGCUUGUUCUCAGAAGACACGCUUGCCCAUGUCUCUAAGCUUGCUGCUACACUACCUUAAGAGCUCCACACUGACUUCAGAACCCUCAGAUGGAGCAGAGAAAUGGAGAAAAUGGGAUGAACUUCUUCAGCUUCUGUGGAUGUUGAUGCUCAGCUAUGAAGAAGUGGUGACAGGUCACCUACACUCUCCCAUCACAAAGCGCUUUGAUAGGAUGCAUGCUCCGAUUUGGACACGGGAUGAUCAGGUGAAAUGCUCAGCAGUUCAAGAGGCAGCAGACACCUUCCUGUCACGAGCAGCGGAUGACAUCGGCCACGCUCUCCCAAUGGAAAUGCAGGAAUUACUAUGCCAACUACAAGAACACAUUACUGACAUGUCCAGUGUUACUUCAAGUCAUUAAACCUUUUUAAUAACUUUGUUUGACAGUGUUUUUUUUUUUU